AUGUCUAACGCUUCGUCAACUCUUCUUGGGCGUCGCUUCUGGUCUUGCGCCUGCGGAUCAGCGCAGACUCUGGGUUUGCGAGGAACGACCAUCACAACAGCGACGACGAGAAAUACCUGCUUGAAAGCCAGUCAAUCUACCGUCAGCCCUUCUCUCCCUAGGUCGAGCACGUUCAGAAGGUCGAUACACUCCGGGUCACAACACUCGUUUCCUCGACCGAACAUCCACAAUGCGCGACGAAGCUAUACAGGCAGCGGACUGCUGCUGGUUGGGUUUACCACAGAACUCACACCCACGCAAGCAUCGGCAGCUUGUGCGGUUGCUGCAGAAUCCGCUACGAGCACCAGCUUGACGAAGAAGUCGAAUAUCUACCAACUGGCCCGGCAAGCAUGGCGACGAGGCAUACAUACCGAUUCGAGAGGCACCGUAAGCCCGGCCGAAAGGAGGCACCAUAGCUCCAAGAGUGGAAAGCAUGAGGAAAAGAGUCCGACAACCCAGACGAAGCAGGAUACUCCCAAGGCCGGGGAGCAGGGCAAGCCAGAAGCACCGGACCCUGACGCCGAAUCGAUCGCAUCCACCGUGUCGAAAUAUUUGCACAUUCCAAAGAUGCCGCACCGGCCCACCCGGGAUGAGCUAUUGGCCGCAGCGAACGGCUUCCUGGGUCGGAUGAAAGUUCGAUUCAAGUGGGCAUCUAUUAGGAGUAUGAGGCCGUGGAAUAUUGAUGAAUGGGGCGCCUUCGUUUCGUGGUUCCUGUUUGGUCAUCUAGUCUGGAUUCUGGUCGGUACCACCACCUUCUUCUCGCUGAUCAUUCUCAGCAUCAACACCGUCUUUGCGCAAGAAACUCUUGCCAAAUGGGUAGGCGAUUCUUUGACCGAGUCUGCAGGCGUCACGGUCGUCUUCGAAUCGGCAAUUGUUCCCAAGUGGGGAGAUGGCGUGAUCAGCUUCAAGAACGUCUUUGUGUCACGGCGACCCGGACAGGUCAAGUCUUCGGUCAGCAAGGGCUCUUCAGAGAGCGCUGCCGCCAUGGCUGCGACUGGAAAUCAGCCAGACCAGGACGGCCAGGUCUUGGAAGAGGAUGAUGGCAACUACACACAAUACGACGUGUCGAUCGCAACUGUAAAUGUGACACUGUCAUUCUUGAAGUGGUGGAACGGCAAGGGUUUCCUGAAAGAUGUUGAGGUCAAGGGGGUUCGUGGUGUCGUUGAUCGCACAUCUGUGCAGUGGUCUGACGAGGUGGUCGAUCCUCUAUCAUACCGCCAUACCCACGAGCCCGGCGAUUUCGAGAUCGACUCUUUCAAACUCGAGGAUCUACUCGUUACAGUUCACCAGCCCAAGGGCUUCCGACCAUUCUCCGUCAGCAUCUUCUCAUGCGAAUUGCCACAGCUCAGGAAACAGUGGCUCUUUUACGACUUCCUAUCAGCAACCCACAUGUCGGGAUCAUUUGAUGGCUCUCUAUUCACCAUUCACCCCCGACAAGUACACGGUACUAUUGCUAGCGAGAACGGAGACAUGGCAGAGGAUGUGGGCGAGCCGGCAGCUUGGAAGAAGUUCAGCCGCUUGCGCAUCGAUGGUCUCAAAAUCGACCAUCUCAACCGUGGCGUAGAGGGACCGUUCGGCUGGAUUUACGAGGGAAACGUAGACAUUGUCGCAGAUGUCAUGUUUCCAGCGGACGUUGACGAUGGCAUCACCAAAGCCAUGUCAGACCUUUACGACCAGCUUGAGGACGUCGUCAUAUCCAACCGUAUGCGUCUGCUCCAGAAGGAUCUGCUCGACAUCAAAAUCGUGGGCUCAUCCGCCUCGGAUCUUUGGGGCUCUACACCCAGUAAGGGCCAUCUUUCUCAAGCUAUACCAGAGCUCACCGAAGAGGUCCCCGAGAAGCCUACAGAAUCCGAAUUUACCGACCCCUCCAGUUCUUCCGAGUCAUCAGAAGAAGACCGGAGAUAUCUAAUCAUGGAUCUCCGAAUCCACAUGAACGAUGUCAAGGCCGCCGUGCCCCUUUUCACGAAAGACAUCUCCUACAUCAACCAGGCGCUCGUUCGCCCCAUCGUAGCCUACAUCAACGCCAAGAAGACGUAUAUCCCCAUCAACUGUCGCAUAGUCAAGCGACACACCGAUUUCGACGGCAGCUGGUCCAUCUUUGACUGCGGUCUCAUGGACGACAUGUCGGCCGAGACCUACGAGGCUUUUGCACGCGACAUUGAGGACCAGCAAAGCCGCGUUCGUCGGCUGAAAAAGGUCGGCUUCUGGACUCUGAGUCUUGCCGUCCAUGCUCUCUUUAUGGGCAUGGCAGGCAAUGUCAUUUAA
Messenger RNA from Colletotrichum acutatum, 2304 nucleotides. RefSeq lists its product as uncharacterized. NCBI's taxonomy places the organism in Eukaryota, Fungi, Ascomycota, Sordariomycetes, Glomerellales, Glomerellaceae. Gene Ontology annotation, cellular component: mitochondrial inner membrane. Gene Ontology annotation, biological process: mitochondrion inheritance. The record is from RefSeq and is a predicted model, not a curated record. The transcript has 2 exons. Bases 1 to 2304 code for a protein of 767 amino acids.